AUGUAUAGUGAAUAAAAUAAGAGAGUUAUCAAAUUAGACGAGGAUGAAGAAAAUACUCCUGAAAACCUUAUUACAAUAUACGAGAAGAUGAAUCUAGAGACAGCUGGUAAAAUUUGGGAAUGUGUACUACCAUUUUUCAUUAAUUUAUAGUCAUUAAUCUUGGGCAGGUAUCUAAUCAAGUAGGCGUAUUUCAACAAGAUUGAAUUGGCCAACAAGACCGUUCUCGAAUUGGGCUGUGGAACUGGAAUCUUGAGCAUCAUUCUAGGAAAACAAGGUUGUAAUGUUUUGGCCACAGAUUUGCCUUAAGUCGAAGCUCUAUGUGAACAGAACAUUUCAAAGAAUAACAUAGCCAAUCAGGUCAAAUUCAAAAUACUAGAUUGGAAUCAAAGUAAGCACAAAACUGAUUGUCUGAUUGAUAAAAAACAUAUUGAUAUUAUAGUAGCUAGUGAUCCAAUUUAUAACUAGAAAACCUUUGAUUCCUUCUUUGCUCAAUUGAAAAUAUUGUAUGAAGUGAUACCCAACAAACCUAUACUCUAUUUGGCUCAUAAAUAUAGACAUGAUGAAUUUGAUAAAAACCUGGAAGACAAAAUUGAAGAAACUGAUUUGUGGUUUAAGAAGGUCGAUUCAGAACACUUAGAUGAGCUAUGGAAAUCAUAAUAGUGUGUAGUCUAUAAAAUAGGCAAAUUUUGA
Messenger RNA from Paramecium octaurelia, 690 nucleotides. Lineage: Eukaryota; Ciliophora; Oligohymenophorea; Peniculida; Parameciidae. The record is from the annotation of a GenBank genome assembly.